Acanthosepion pharaonis is the source of this 1197-nucleotide messenger RNA. NCBI's taxonomy places the organism in Eukaryota, Metazoa, Mollusca, Cephalopoda, Sepiida, Sepiidae. The record is from the annotation of a GenBank genome assembly.
AUGCAGCGUACACGCUUCCGCUUUCUUUCUUUCUUUUUUCUUUCUUUCUCACUGAGUGUUUUUCUUUCUUUCUUUCUUUCUUUCUUUCUUUCUCACUGCUUGUUUUUCAUUCUUUCUUUCUUACUUUCUUUCUCACUGCCUGUUUUUCAUUCUUCCUUUUUUUCUUCCUUUCUUUCUUUCUUUCUUUCUUUCUGUCUCACUACCUGUUUUUCAUUCAUUCUUUCUUUCUCACUGCCUGUUUUUCAUCAUUCAUUCUUUCUUUUUUUCUCACUGUCUGUUUUUCAUUCUUUCUUUCUUUCUCACUGCCUGUUUUUCUUUCUUUUUUUCUCACUGCCAGUUUUUCAUUCAUUCAAUCUUUCUUUCUUUCUUUCUUUCAUUCUACCUGUUUUUCAUUCUUUCUUUUUCACUGCCUGUUUUUCAUUCUUUCUUUCUUUCUCACUACCUGUUUUCAUUCAUUCUUUCUUUCUUUCUUUCUUUCUUUUUCACUGCCUGUUUUUCUUUCUUUCUUUCUCACUACCGGUUUUUCAUUCAUUCUUUCUUUCUCACUGCCUGUUUUUCAUCAUUCUUUCUUUCUUUCUUUCUUUCUUUCUCACUGUCUGUUUUUCAUUCUUUCUUUCUUUCUUUCUUUCUCACUGUCUGUUUUUCAUUCUUUCUUUCUUUCUUUCUCAAUGCCUGUUUUUCUUUCUUUCUUUCUCACUGCCUGUUUUUCAUUCAUUCUAUGUUUCUUUCUUUCUUUCUUUCUUUCUUUUCUUUUCUUUCUUUUUUCUUUCUUUUCUUUUCUUUUUUCAGUGCCUGUUUUUCAUUCUUUCUUUCUUUCUUUCUUUUUCACUGCCUGUUUUUCAUUCUUUCUUUCUUUCUUUCUCACUACCUGUUUUCAUUCAUUCUUUCUUUCUUUCUCACUGCCUGUUUUUUUCUUUUUUCACCUGUUUUUCAUUCUUUCUUUUUCUUCUUUCACUGCCUUUCUUUUUUCUUUCUUUCUUUUUUUCUUUCUUUCUUUCUUUCUCCAUGCUAAUAUAUGCUUACUUUUUACUAAUAUUUCUUUCUUUUUUUUCUUUCUUUCUUUCUUUCUUUCUUUUUUUCCAUGCUAAUAUAUGCUUACUUUCUACUAUUGCUUUUCUUUCUUUCUUUCUUUCUUUUUUCUUUCUUUCUUUCUUUCUUUCUUUCUCCAUGCUAAUAUAUGCUUACUUUAAUUACUAA